AUGGCUGAGAAAGAUAGGAGGGGUACAGAGAACAUGAAGAGGAAUGGAGAGUUUGAAAUGUCGUCGACUGAGAUCCCCAAUCCAAAUGCUUCGUAUCUUAAUCUUUCUCAUCGUCACCAUCACCAUCACCAUCAGCUCUUGAAUGGUUCUCCUAUUGGCAGAGUUUCUCUGCAACCAGAGUCCUAUCCUUCGAGUUCUUUCUCUAAUGGGUUUGGUUCCUCUGAGGAUGGUUGGCUAUUUCCAAUUCCAUAUGAGGAGGUUAAGCGUCAAACACCCAGCACCCAUUACCCGAACAUCAAUGGGAGGCUGGUGGAUGACAUGGGUUUGUCUGAGACUUUUCACAGAAUGCAUAUCGGUGAUGAACAGAGGGAUGGUACUAAGAUGAGGGGAUUUGAGGUGGACCCUGAUGGGUUUGGCUUUGGUGAUGGUUAUUUUGGAGGGAAUAUCCCGUGGAGUGGUGAACAUGAAGGUUUUAGCAAUGGUGCUUCUGGUUUUGAAGGUUUUCAAUCCUCUCAUCAUGGAGCUCCGGCGAGUUUCAACGAUGAUAAGAGUUUGGCAUUGCUUGGUUUGCGGGGUGGAUAUAGAGGGAAUGAUUCAAUGAGGUCUUAUCUCGAUCGUAAUCAGUCUAAUGCUUUGUACUCUGACCCCAGUUGCAGCCAAAACCACAUGAACUUUUUAUUGGAGGAAAGAAAUGAACGUGGAAGUGGCUGUUACUAUAGAGGGGUUCAACUGCAGAACCCAGCUACAAUUAGGCCUUACCUUAAUGAUACUUCUCUUUGCUCACCGUGGGGUGAAAUGGAUUCUAAAGGAGUCAGGGGUCUAAGGGAACCAUUGAGUUCCCCCCAGUUGAUACACCAUCCCAAGUUGGCUUUAAAUGUGGACAAUCCCUUAUGUGGUCGUCUAAUGAUAAAUGAAAGGGCUAGAGCAAUCCCAAACAGCAUGCUUCCUCAAUCUGUUAUGUCUAGGAAAGGUGCAACUGAUGUUGAGCCUUUUUAUUGCGAGGAUGAUUUCAUCAUGCAGGGGAACAGUUUGAAUUAUGCCAUGGAUAAGAAAUCCAACGCUUCAUGGGGUCAUAAGAAGAAUUACCGCAAUGAAAUUGCAGAACAAAAUCAACGAAGGAAAAGCUCUGAACAGGAUGAAUGCUUUAGCUUUGGAAGUAUUUGUGAAAAUGGUCCGAGUCUGAGUAGUGAUUGUUCAAUGUUGUUGCCACAAGCUUUUACUUCUUUGGCUGAGGUUCAGGGCCAUAUAUACUUCAUAGCAAAGGAUCAAUAUGGUUGUCGCUUAUUGCAAAAGGUGUUUGAUGAGGGAACAUGUCAAGACGUGGAAAUCAUAUUUAAUGAAAUUAUCAGUCACGUUGUUGAACUUGCGACGGACACAUUUGGCAAUUACCUUGUUCAGAAGUUGUUGGAUGUGUGCAGUGAAGAACAGAGAAUUCAGAUUGUGCUAAUGUUGACCAACAAACCAGGACAACUCGUCAGAAUUUCUCUAAACACACAUGGCACGCGUGUUGUACAGAAGUUGAUCGAGACUGUCAAAACUCGAAAACAGAUCUUGCUAGUUAAGUCAGCACUUGAACGUGGUUUUCUUGAACUUAUUAAAGAUGUGAAUGGCUAUCAUGUGAUACAGCGUUCCUUGCAAUGCCUUAGCAAUGAAGAUAGUACGUUUAUUUUAGUUGCUGCUGCAAAGUACUGUCUGGACAUUGCAACUCAUAGGCAUGGAUGUUGUGUAUUGCAACGCUGCAUUGCACGUUCAAUAGGGGAACAUCGAGAUAAGUUGGUUGCUGAAAUUGCUAGAAAUGGGCUUCUCCUCGCUCAAGACCCAUUUGGAAACUAUGUUGUUCAGUAUAUUAUAGAGCUAAAGUUCCCAUCUGCGAGUGCGAGAUUGAUGUCUCAGUUUAAGGGGAACUACGUUCUGCUUUCGAUGCAGAAGUUUAGCAGUCAUGUGGUUGAAAAAUGCCUUAGGCAUUUGGAAGAGAGCAGGUCAAGAAUCAUCCGUGAAUUGCUCUCUGUGCCUCACUUUGAUCAGUUACUGCAAGACCCUUUUGGAAACUAUGUCAUUCAAUCUGCUUUAGCAGUUACCAAGGGCCCUCUUCAUGCUUCACUGGUUGAAGAAGUGCGGCGUCACAAUGUCUUACGCACCAGCCCAUAUUGCAAGAGGAUUUUCUCAAGGAAACUCAUGAAGGACUAAUAUGUGUAUUACCCUGUUGUAAGCUUGUUGUUGUUCUCUGAAGAUUUACCAAGAUGUCCACCAACAUUUAAGAACACUUUUCUAUCUUAGGCACUUGUAUGUUAAUUGUAUUUCAGAAUCUUUUGCUCAUCUCUAGGUGAGAAAUUCGCAUUAAUGCAGGCUCUUUGGAUGACUUCCAUGAGUCUGAGAAGUGUAGAACAGUAGAAGUCAUGUUUUUCUUCCAGUUUG
Molecule: messenger RNA, 2415 nt
Organism: Alnus glutinosa
Lineage: Eukaryota; Viridiplantae; Streptophyta; Magnoliopsida; Fagales; Betulaceae
Product: putative pumilio homolog 7, chloroplastic
Exons: 5
Coding region: 1-2187 (728 amino acids)
Biological process (GO): post-transcriptional regulation of gene expression
Cellular component (GO): cytoplasm
Molecular function (GO): mRNA binding
Source: RefSeq, a predicted model, not a curated record